AUCCCCAACACCCCGCCAUACACCAAUAACAUUUCAAAAAUACCCACACUAAGAACCAAACGUCGUUAUCGUAUUCGCCAUCUCAUAUCGCAAGAUCCCAGCAAAUUUCCUCGGGUUGCUGCAUGAACCGGCUCGGCGUGUCAUUAUUUACAUUUAGCAAACACAAACCCCGAGAUGCGCAAAUCAACUCCGGACUUCCAAAUCCACGUGGAUGGUUCUUGCUUAUCCGAUCCGGCGAAUACAGAGCACGAUAAAGAAAACGCAAUGUCCGCAGAACGCGUUUCGAGUAACCAGACAGUGGUGCAUCAUGAUUCUUGGGGAGAUGCGUCAGAAGAAGAGAAAGCUCCGGUCGAGGAAAUGCUGAAGGGUGAGGAACCGGCAGAGAGCGAGCAGGAAGACAAGACAGAGGAUGCAAUUGAUGAGGAGCACGACAUGGAACAAGCGGCGAGAGAACGGCAGAUCGACCGAAUCGAAGCUCAGAUCCAGGCUGCAGCACGAGCGGUAGUUGCAAGCAUUGAACAAGACCACUACGGAGGUCCCACAGACCCCGAAGUCAGUAUGCGAACGGAUGAGAGUUACGAACCUGAAAGGACAGAGUUGACAUACGAUGGGACGGAGUUGACCUACGAUGGAACAGAAGCCACGUACGAGUCUGAUCAUGAACAACACUCUGUUCAUGAAGAGAAUUUGACUUCCCAUCACGACGCAACGCCCGAGCCCGAUCAUAACCAGCACCCCGAGAAUAAAGGAGGAGACAGUUUGCAUCACGAUGCAGCAUAUGAGUCUGACCACGAUCAACACUCCGAGCACGGAGGAGAUUCGAGCUCGCAUCACGAUGGUGAUAUUGAUGACGACGUCUUCAGCCACUCCGAUGGUAGCAAACGAAGCAGUCUCAACUCCCUCCACGAACUCAGCGCCGACGAGAAUAUCAAACUCCUCACCUCUCCUGCCGUUGGCGAGGAAGCAGCAUCCAGCAAUGAGAACGAACCCAUCUCUCGAAUCCCAAGCGGAGCAUCCUACAUGCAUCAACCUGUAGACUCCACCCCCCGCACACCAGGCAAAGUCCUCUCGCGACCGCCUUUUCGAACCCCCUCCUCCGUCCGCGCAAUACAAAUGUCAUCCCCCACACCAUCAAUCUUCUCCUCUCCACGCUCUACAAAACGGCCGUUCCCUGCUGUUUCCAGAAUAGGGACACCGAACUCGCACAACUCGCCCUCAAAACGGACACCCACACGCUUCAAACCAAAACAACUCCCUCUCGUCUUACUGCACGUUACAGUCCUCCCUCUCCAAUGGCCAUACUCGCAUCUCAUGUCCGUACCCGACGUUCCAGAAUCCCUACAAAGUGUCAAAGAAAGCUGGCGUCUCCUCCAGGAAAAGUUAGGAGACACAGUCCUCGAACGUGGAAUCCUCCUUCCGCAUCCCCAAGACUCCUAUGAAAUCCUUGAAGAGCGACUUCUCGAGGCCCUCGAACUACCCGUUCACCCACGAGCCCUAAUCCUAAAAUGCGGACACUACAUGGGGCCCUCAGAGACGCCCUCAUCCGACGAAGAAGCGGGGGCACCUGGCGAAUAUUCUUGGAAUAGUGCACAAGGACAGCGGAAAUGGUGCGAUAUCUGUGGCCGAGACGUCAGAGUUGAAGAAAUCGGCGACGUCGCGGAAGGAGAGCGGCGAUUCAGAGUCAAGAUCUAUGCGAGUAAUGGGUUGAUGCGAGCCGGUGCGUGGGCGGCUGCGUGGCGGGAAAUGGAGAGGGUGGAUGUGGAGAUCGAGCCGUUUGUUGAGGGAGCGUUGGCGGUGGAGUUGGAGCAUUUGGCGACUAUCUCGCCAAGCAAGAUUCCUACUCAUGACCUUCAUGAGGAAGAUGACGGGUUCGUGGACGAAGAAGACGUGAUUGAGCACGUCCAUGAUCAUCAUGAACAUAAGCAUCAUGAACAUGAACAUCGUGAGGAGCCGGUACAUGAAGAAGACGAAGCAACGAGACUGAAGAGACUCCAAAACGAAGAGCGUAUGCGAGAAAUCUACGGCCCGGGUCUCGAUACGCCGUGCCCUCCACCAAGACCUGCACCAUAUCGGCGCACCAGCUCAAGAGCGUCGACAGGGUCGGUAAAUGGUGACUCGCUGCCCGACCUCUUGCUCGCGGCGUUCAAGGUCGCGAUGAGGGAUAGGAAAAAUGUCGCGAUUGUGGUGUUGAGUUUGUUCAUCCUCAUCCUCUCUCUGAGGCCGAAUUCUGCAAUCGAACAGCCGAAUAAUGUGGUCGUGAUGCCGGAGCCGGCGGUGAAGAUUGAGACAACGACUGUGUUUAGGGAGGCGACCGUGACAGAGAUGGUUCCGGUCCUAGUCACAACUUCGAUCGUUGCUCCUGUGGAAGUUCCAACACAUGUAGCUGAGCCUGUUCAGGUUGUGCAGAGCGUAGAGAGUCAGGCUCCGAUUGUUGAGAUACCGGAGGCUCAGCCGGUCUCAGCUCAAGAGCACAUCGAACAGUUCGUCGAGGCACCUGUUCCAGCCCGCAUACCAGAGGAGAAAGUGAUCGCACCUUCGCCUGAUCCUCCGUCCGUGGAAGUACCGAUUCAAUUUCCUGUUCCCGCCGAAGCCCCGCGCCAGGAACCAGUCCCCGUUGAUGUUGUGACUGAGUCGGAAUGAACCUUGUUCAUGUAAGAGAGAAGGAGGAGAAGGAGGAAGGAUAAGGAGGAAGUAAUGUGAAUAUCCAGAUUGUAAAUAUGGAAGCGAUGAAUAUUGGAUUGACGAGUAUUUGAGCGAGCUAGCGUUGUUUGUGUUUGUGUUCUGCUUUGGAAUGUGCAAUGGGUUGUUAGAAUGAGAGACUAUGAAACUGUGUAUUUAGAUAGCUAGUUCGUGAUACCGUGUCGCUACUCAAGGAGACUUAGAGAGUGUGGAU
Hyaloscypha bicolor E is the source of this 2893-nucleotide messenger RNA. RefSeq lists its product as uncharacterized. NCBI's taxonomy places the organism in Eukaryota, Fungi, Ascomycota, Leotiomycetes, Helotiales, Hyaloscyphaceae. The record is from RefSeq and is a predicted model, not a curated record. Bases 175 to 2640 code for a protein of 821 amino acids. The transcript has a single exon.